Messenger RNA from Carassius carassius (crucian carp), 1496 nucleotides. Its product is annotated as C3a anaphylatoxin chemotactic receptor-like. Gene Ontology annotation, cellular component: plasma membrane. The coding region runs from base 231 to 1241 and encodes 336 amino acids. Gene Ontology annotation, molecular function: G protein-coupled receptor activity; complement receptor activity. Gene Ontology annotation, biological process: phospholipase C-activating G protein-coupled receptor signaling pathway; complement receptor mediated signaling pathway; inflammatory response. The record is from RefSeq and is a predicted model, not a curated record. NCBI's taxonomy places the organism in Eukaryota, Metazoa, Chordata, Actinopteri, Cypriniformes, Cyprinidae. The transcript has 2 exons.
AGGAUAAGGAGUCAAACUCUCUAACCCUAGGCCACAACUUCCCCUACGACGUUAAACAGAACUUAAAAUUGCACAAAUAGAUUUCUGUAAAAGCAUAUUUCUCUUUUUACUCCAUCCCACCAUCACUUUUUUAAUAAGUAAAGGGGAAUUUAUCAUUAGCUGUUCACUGUCAACUGAAAAAAAGAGAACAUGCAAAGAGGUUUUAUGGGCUUCAACACAGACUGAAGAAAAUGACAGAGAAUACUUUUGGACAUCAAAAUGUGACCAGAUUCACAACAGACAAUUCUACCAUGCAGGCAGAGGACUUUUCGGGCAUUGAAGUCUUCAAAAUAUGCAUUUACUUGGCAAUCUCUGUCGUAGGUCUCAUUGGGAAUGGGCUUGUCAUAUUUGUGACCGGCUACAAAAUGAAGAUAACAGUCAACUCCAUUUGGUUCCUCAACUUGGCGAUUGCAGACUUCAUCUUCUCCUUAACUCUAUUCAUUAGAUUAAUUUUAGCCUUAUGCAAGCUGGCUUGUCACUUUGGUGACUUCAUGUGGAAGUUUCUCCUAUUUAUGAUUUACUUAAACAUAUUUGCCAGCAUUUUUCUGCUGACGACUAUCAGUCUGGAUCGAUGCCUGUGCACAUGGAUGGUUGUGUGGAGUCAGAACAAUCGAACCCUGUGCAAAGCUAGAAUCAUCAGUAAGAUUGUGUGGGUUUUAUCCAUCAGCUGCAGCAUCCCCGCAGUCAUCACUCACUCAACAGCAAUGCUUGAAGUAAAGUGUAAAAAUCCAACUUCUAUAAAAUCCUACAAGUCUUUGGUCACAUUUAGGUUCAUAGUGGGCUUCUUCAUCCCCUUCCUGAUCAUUGCAUCUUCAUAUAUAAGUAUCGGCAUGCGAGUCAAAAGCCUCAAAAAGAAGAUGCAGUUCAGGUCUUACCGGGUCAUUAUAGCUCUGGUCCUGGCCUUUUUUAUAUGCUGGCUUCCUUAUCAUAUCCACGAGUUUUAUGACAUAAGUGCAAAGGAGAAUCAGUGGAGUGAGCCUGCUAAGGAGGUUUUAUUAAAAACAGAAGCUGUAGUGCACUGCCUGGCUUUUCUAAACAGCUGUCUGAACCCCAUUCUCUACGUGUUCAUGUGCGAUGAGUAUAAGAAGAAGCUCAAACAGUCUCUGCUGCUAGUGCUGGAGACGGCCUUUGCUGAGGAUCAUCAGGACUUCAAAGUCUCAAACCAAACAAAAGACGUCGCUAUCUCUGUGCUUGCCACCUGACAUGAUGAAAUCAAGCCAUUAAAAUGAUCUAGGCAUUCAUGACUCUGCUUCCUUACCUUGACAGCCGCACUUUUAUGACUUAUACAAAUGAGUUUGAAUAAAAUAUACAGCCAUAAACUGCAUUAUACGAGUGUAAAAGUUGAAUCAAUGCUCAGUCUGUUCUAUUUUGGGAGAAAAUGUUUUGAAACUCUGCUUAAAUCUUGUUGGCUAUUUUAAUGCAACAUUAUUUCACGUAAUACAUUAUAUGGAAUAAUA